Messenger RNA from Fundulus heteroclitus (mummichog), 1459 nucleotides. RefSeq names its product immunoglobulin domain-containing protein. Gene Ontology annotation, molecular function: ionotropic glutamate receptor binding. Gene Ontology annotation, biological process: homophilic cell-cell adhesion. The record is from RefSeq and is a predicted model, not a curated record. Gene Ontology annotation, cellular component: cell-cell junction. The coding region runs from base 80 to 1102 and encodes 340 amino acids. Lineage: Eukaryota; Metazoa; Chordata; Actinopteri; Cyprinodontiformes; Fundulidae. The transcript has 8 exons.
GACCACUCAAUCCCACGUUUAUUUCCAAUCAGGGCGGCAGAGGGAGGUGGGGUCGGUGGCCUAGCUCAGCAGAUUAAUCAUGCAUGCUUUAUUUCUUGUCCUGUUGUGCGCAACAAGUUUCCAGGCGGUGAGAAAGGCACCGCCGUCGUUUCGGUCUUCCCAGUGCAUCAUGGGUUCUCCUGGGCGGUGGAUCCUCUGGACCGUGUGCGCGUGUCUUGCAGCUCGGCAGAAAGCGGCUCUCAGGGUAACCAUGAGGGAAGCCAGCCUGGAGGUGGUCCGAGGUGACUCCGUCCUCCUGCCCUGCUCCUUCUUCACCUCCUCCGACUUCUCCAGACUUAACGUCAUCUGGACCCUGGCUCCCUUCUCCAGCCCAGAGACCCCCGUACAGGUGAUUGUGUAUGACCACCGGCAGGUGAUUAAAAACCCUUCCCUCAUUGGCCGGGUGGAUUUUACAGGUCUUCCAUCCAGGGCAGACAUCAUGCUCAAUGACACGCACGUCUCCGACGGGGGGAUUUACCGCUGCAUGGUCAACAACCCACCGGACACCGCAGAUCCCGGCGUAGGGGAGCUGCUGCUGAGUGUGUUGGAGCCGCCUUCCCUGCCUGUGUGUGAGUGGGACGGAGAUGUUGACGUGGGAGGAAGCGUGAGGCUGUCCUGCUCGGUGGAAGAGGGCGUCCCCACUCCAGAGAUCCGCUGGGAGAAAGUCGACCCUGAGGAGAUUUCCCUUCCCAUCAACAUGGACGGCGAGCUGUCCGGCUCGGUCCAGAUCGUCAACGUGUCGUCUCAGACGUCCGGCCUGUACCGCUGCUCGGCCGCCAACGCCCUGGGAACCCAGAACUGCUACGUCAAGCUGGCCGUUUACCGCACAGCUGCGGACGGCGCGUGGGGCGUGCUGCCGGGCGUGCUGCUGACGCUGGUGAUGAGCCUGGUGCUGCUGGCCCUGCUGGCGCUCGUCGUGUGGCUGCAUCGCACGGGCCAGGACGGGAGGAGCGGGAGGAGGAGGAGGAGGAGGAGGUCGAGGGGGCACGGGAAGGCCGAGGAAGAGGAGUGCUACAACGAGAUACGCUACACCCCGUCCCUCAUGAAGCGCUCUUUUGUCUGACGGGCGGCAGAGGUUCCUGAUGAGUCCCCAGAACAGAGCCGGCCUUCUGGAUCAGCCUGUUGGGAUGCUGCAGCCCAGAAGGCUUUAUAAAGAGGUUUUUAUCUGAUGGCAGAGGAGAUCACACUCUCCACAACAGACCUACAGAUCUGCAGCAUCUCAUUUAUACCAACGUUGCACACAGAGGGACUAUUUAAGAAGGGUUCCCUGAUUUUUUACAUUUUUUAUUCUUAGGAGAAUUAGAGCAUUGGGGGAAUAAAAGCAUAAGCACAAUUUCUGACAUAAAUUUGAGAAGAAGUUUGAAUAUUUCUUGCAAGAAACUGUAGAUACUGAUGGCUAAAAUGUAAAGACAUCAUAUUG